Messenger RNA from Notodromas monacha, 2666 nucleotides. The record is from the annotation of a GenBank genome assembly. Lineage: Eukaryota; Metazoa; Arthropoda; Ostracoda; Podocopida; Cyprididae.
AUGCGGAACUGGCGCGCAAAAUUCCUGCUCGUGCUGGUGGGAUUGUCGUCGCUGUCGGCAUUCAGCGUCGGCACCGACUUCACGGCUCGACAAUCCGAAAAUUCCGCGGAACCCACUGCUUCCAAAUGCGACCAGAACGUGCCGAUCGUGUAUCUCACCAUCAACCCAGCACUGGUCACCAAGGGUCUUUUCUCCAGGGGCAGCAGACAAUUGCAGAUGAAUUGGUCCCUCUGCGGACACUUGACCAACUCGGCAGACUCAAUACGUUUGUAUAAUACGAACCCUGCCAAGAUGAGACCGAUUGAAUUGGACUCCCAAGCCCUGGAAAAGGUGUUUCCUAAUAUCGUUGGCCGACACGCGACCAAGGUUCAGGUUCCCGAGUUUGAGUUCGGGGAUCGGGAUUUGACCUCGAAUGCCUCAGACCCAAAGACCCAACGAAUGCACUUAAAGCUUCCGUUGCAGGACAGCGUGCUGACGGAGCGGGCUUUCGGCGCAACCUACCUUAGGGAAUCCCUGAGCAGUCUGAUGCUCUCCGAAGUCGCGCUGCCGGGAACGCAUAAUUCGGGCGCUUACAGUCAGUACACAGACUUCCUCUCCCAAGUCGUACGCAAAAAGUUCCUCAUCGCCCAAGAAGAGUCCAUUUUCAACCAGCUAGUGCUGGGUAUCCGUUACUUGGACCUCCGAGUCGGCUACUAUCCAGAAAGCCCGGAAAAGUUCUUCCUGAACCACGACAAGAUCCGCAUCAUGCCGUUGAAGACCAUCUUUGACCAAGUGACUCGGUUCAUGGCAGCCACGAAUGAGAUCCUCGUGCUGGACUUUCAUCGAUUUCCCGUCGGAUUCAAUGCGGAAGCUCAUCAACAGCUAGUGGAGAUGAUCAAGGCCCAGCCAUCUUGGUCCACGUUGGCACUUCCGGAAUCAACUCUGGGCACCAACAUCACGCUCGGAGAAAUGUGGGCCGGAGGUCACCGUUUGUUCAUCGCCUAUGAAGACGAAGUGGUGGAAAAUGGCCAGCAUCUUUUGUGGGAGAAUGUCAUCCAUCUGUGGGCCAACACUGCCCAUAUCUUCCAGCUCAAGGAUUACCUGAGCAAACGAUUUGCAUUGGACGUCAGCUUUUUGCAAGGUCGAGUCCUGUUCACAGCAAACGCGUUCCUCACCCCGCAAGUGAAUGACUUGGUCAGUGGUCUGCAAUCCCCGGGACUCCGAGAUUUGGCAGAGAAAGUCAGCAAUGCGGGCUUGGACAAAUGGUUCAGCACGAUUUGGAGAAGCGCAUUCACGAUCGUGUCCACUGACUUUUUCAUGGGCAACCGGAUGAUUAAAUUGUGCACUGAGGUGAAUUUGGAGCGAGCAGCAGCAGCGCGACGAUCUUCGUUGGUGCGGAGACAAACGAGUUCCAUUGAACAAGAAGCUCGUUACAACGAUUACGUCGUUAAAAGCAGUCUUUUCAAAUCCGUGCCAGAUUGGAUUGUUGUUCGAUACGUGAAAACCCCGAGCGGUUUGACUCCACAGAGAGUCAGGAUAGUUUCGCAGGUUGAACCGAAUUGAUAGAAUUUUAAUCGAAUGAAUAAGAGAAGAACUCCUGAUGUGGUCUUACAAUAUCCAGGUUCUUCAGCUAUCUUAUUCUGGAUAGAAUUUCGGAUAUUAUAAUGCUUGACUAGCUUGAGAAAAAAAAGCACAGAGGGAUUGAAAAGUCCUCAUUCAUCAAGAAAGGUACCCAGAAAAAUCGCCAUGCAUGUACUGUAUAUGAAAGCAUCUGUGCAAAAUUCAUCAUUCGAAAACAUCGUGAUCAAAUUCACUCAAAAUUUAAAUUUCUCAAAAAUUUGCCCAAGAGAAAAACAAAUGAACGGAUAUUAUAAAAUCACGAAGAAAAACACACACGACAUGAUGUACUGUAGUUUAAUUGGAUCAAACGUUGCCUCUUUGGCAGCGAUUUUUAAAUUAAUUUUUGUUUAAUUACGAAACACUUACCCCCUCAAAUUAAAUCCAUAAAAUUCGGUCUAAAAUAGCAUGACAUACACCGGAGAAAUUUUUAAACGCAAUAGGAUUUUUUUUUAAAUCUUCAAAAAUGUCAAACAAAGACGUAAAAAUUUAUACAGUGGGUUGAGGGAAUUCGAUAAGGGAAAAUGUUUUCUUCAAACACUGAUGAGGAUGCUACGUUCUUUCCGUUGACUGCGCGAAUUUUUGAAAAGCCCAUUUGGAGAAAUGAUGGCAUAAUUUUAGGAUAUGACACGAAUUUCCUGUGGCGUCAAUGAAAAUGCAAGAAAUUUGCAUUAUGUGGCUCGUCAUGGAGUUCUUUUAUCGUUUAAUACAAUUUGGGUUGAUUUUCGUCCGCGUGAAUUUAAUCUGAGCUCUUUUUUCUCCAGUAAACCAGCAAUUAUGAUGUCUUAUCGUAGCAGAGGGUGUGAAAUGAAAAUAAUACCAUUUUUGAAAUGAAUUUUCUGUUCCGAAAAUGGGACAAACAACAGUAACAAUACCAACAAAGAUGUUUCGCGUAAAAAAAAAGAAUCCGGACAACUUUCACGCUCAUCACAACAAAUCCUCCAUCAAGAGCUCAUUUCAGUUAUUAAUUUUUCACAUCACACUGCGCUUUGUAAUUAGUGCUUGGCAUAAUUUCGAGUUGAAAUGAAAUCCAGACAAAGUUGAAAAGGAAUCUGAAAUAAAGUCUUUUG